Molecule: messenger RNA, 5174 nt
Organism: Diachasma alloeum
Lineage: Eukaryota; Metazoa; Arthropoda; Insecta; Hymenoptera; Braconidae
Exons: 3
Coding region: 1-4773 (1590 amino acids)
Cellular component (GO): cell surface
Molecular function (GO): heparin binding
Source: RefSeq, a predicted model, not a curated record
AUGUUUUCCAAUCUACAUCGUCCAAAAAUAUGGAGUGCUUACUGUUCCCUGUUGCUCCUCAUAUACCCCACAGUGGCAAAAAAUGGUACAAACGAUUUAGAGAAAGCCCUAAACGAUACAACAAUUUUUUUCGAAAAAUUGAAAGUCCAAUUCGGUUCAUUACCCGCAAGUAACGAAACCUUCGAGUCGAUAGAUAAUCGUAUCGAUGAGUUCAUCGACAAAGUCAACAAAGACAAAAGGCAGCGAAGCAGAAGACAAUUAUUUCAACAGGAUAAUUAUGAAACAGAAUCGUCGAUAUUACACGACUUCGAGUCACUACCGAAUUACAGAAUUCCAGUCGCCACGGAUGUAUCCUUCUUCAUAAGAAAAAGUCAAUCAGAGCUUCAUUGGUUCACCGCUGUAAUUAAUCCGGAAGGAGUCUCUCUCUUUCAUUCCGAUGACGAGAACAAAAUUCCAGUCCACUUCUUCCCCUUAGCAAACGGGGAACAGAUCCUGACCUACAGCAGCGACUCGUCCAGUCUCUUGAUAAUCCGGCAAUCCACCGGCAUCAUAAAAGUCCUCCAAUUAUCCCUCAACUUCGAAACGAAACUCUUCAUCUCUCAAGUGCAAACCCUCCCAACGACCGGAGCGAGGCACGCAGCCCUCUGGACAGGGAUGAAUCGUCUCUACCUGGGGGUAUCGUCCCCCAACCAGCUAAUAAUCUACGUCUGGCUGGGGGACAACUUCGACCAGAUCCAGGUCCUGGACAUUGGUGCCGAGAAGCUCAUCCCCCUGCAGACCGGUGGCUCAAUGAUCCUCGCAGCCACCGGCCCGACCACAAGAAUAAUCUCCUUCCAACUGAAAUCCGACAAAUUCAUCAUCACCCAGGAGCUCAAGUCCUCCGAAGAUGCCAUAGGCUUCCAACGCGAGAACGGUAUCUUCGGGGAACACUUCCUAGUCCUCGCCGAGGAGAACUCCACGAUAAUCUACAAGGAACGAAAGCGUCGAUACGUUCCCUUCCAGAAGCUGGAAGGUACCAAUCAGGUGCAGGUUCUCUCGAGCGACCGAAAGGAUCUCCUCUUCUUCAUCCAGAAGUGCGGAGGUAUGAAGGUCUUCCAGUACGACGGCUGGCGCUUCUCAGACCUCCAGAUCUACGUCCCCAGAGUCACACAAGUCUACCCCACCUUCCUCCCCGGAGGGCUCUUCGUCCUCGCCAUGAAGAGCGACCAAAAUGACUGGACAUUCCACCGAAUGAUUUGGAGAACAACGAAGAGCUUUCAGACUAUCAAAGACGACAUCCUACUCUGGUGCCGAGCUUCACUAAGAUCGCUGGAGACACCCAGUCCGAAGAUCCCUCCACUGAAACACCCUCUGGUCUUCACCAACGUUCACAUCCAGCAUUUGACCGCCUCGAACGUCAACGGCAGAGACGCCCAGGAGUUCGUGAACAUCACGAACAGCUACAAGCGAGUCCUCUCUCGUCUUGCAGAAGCGAACCGCCGCCUCGAGACCGUCGUCUCCUUGGACAACCCCGUCUUCACGAACCUCUCCGCUAAAAAAGUGAAAGUAAUGUCCAAGGUCAUCGCCAACAAUACGGAAACAGCGAUGGCCCAGGACUUCAUGGACAAGCUUCGCACCCCUGGCGACACCAACAACAUGGCCUUCAAAACCGUGAAAGCCUCGUCAGUCACCAAUUUCCGAUGCCCCAUUCCAGCUGUCCAGUACCAAGAAGUCCAAGUCACGGGUUCGGUCAACGGACUCUCCUUCAACGCCUUCGCUGAGGACACCCUGAAGACGACUGGUGAGACCCAGACCAUGACAGGCCAAAUCCAUUUCGACUCUCUGAAAGCUGACGAAGGAGACCUGGACCUGGACGUAGCCUGGAACUCCACGAGGCAGGAGCUCAGAUUCACCAACAUAACAGUUGACGAGUUGAAAACCCCAUCGGGAUAUCUUCUCCCGUUGAACGGUGAGGCCGUCACAAUGACGGGAGACCUGACGGUUUCGAGGGCGGAGAUCACGGGGCUCAUUCACCUGAGGGGGACGAUCGGAGGGGAAGGUUCCAGGAGAUUGAUACCUAUGAUCGAAGUCCUGGAGCCACUGGUCCUCGAGGGUCACUAUUACCUCGACAACAUCAAAGUUGUUGAGCUCCUGGAGGGAGACGACCUGGUGGGGCCCAACGGAGAGUCUUACAAGGAGAUCCGGAGGAACGCUCUUCCCCUCAAAUCGAAGAGCAUUCCUGUUCACAUGAGGUUCCUCAGUGAACGGGUCGAGUGGGGGAACGUGACACUAACUGAGACCCCAGGGAACUGGAUCACGCGGAGUUCCAGGCUGAACAUCACCGGGAGGAAGUCUGCUCGCAAUUUGACUCUAUCGCAGUCUACUUACAGCAAUCUUCCGCUUCCGGUUGUCUCGGGAAAGGCCUGCGCUGUGGGACUCCUCACCCACGACAUUUACACGACCAACAUCACUCUGAACAGCGCGAGGGUGGGAUCGCUGACUGCGGGGGGGAUAUUCGGGGCUUGGGAGCUGGACGAAGUCCUCGCGGACGCCGUGAGGAGCUGGGCGGAGGUGCCCUGGGAGCUCAAGACCAUCACCGGAGAGGUGAAGGCCGCGAAGGCAAGGAUUCCCGAGGUCGCUGAUGUCGAUCUUCCUGGGUUGUACGAGUCCAGGGCUAAAUGGGCUGCACCGGGGGUUCUCCAGGGCCCUGUCAGGGUCAAGAGUCUCAGGGUGAAGCAUUUGAGGGCUGAGGAAGGGUUCAAGAUCCCGUUACCGAAAAACAUCAGACGGUUGGAGACUCUGGGGAACGUGAACGUGACACGGGUCAAUGGGAUCGACGUGCUGAACUUCAUUGAAAACGCGGUGGAGAUCGAUGACAUGAUAUCUUUGACUAAUAUCACCUUCCUCGGAGGACUCAACGUCGAGAGUGUUACGGCCUCUACUUCGAACAUUCCGUUCGUGAAGACGCUGAAGGGAAACUUCGGGGCGAAAACCGUCAGCGGGGGACUGAGCACCAAGCACUUGGUCAUGCCAGAUGCCCUACCUUUUCCACCAGCUGAUGCACCUGUGGAACUCAUCGCAACAGGGAAUGUCACAUUCGUCAGCGAACCAAAUAUCAAGAACAUCAAUAACGUGAAUUUGGAGAAGUUAGCUGGAGAGAUUUGGAUGAAGAACAAGCCGGCAAAAUUGAGGGGGAAAUUUAUUUCCCUGAAAAAUGUGACCUUGGAAGGUCCUGUUGAUGUCUCGGGCGAAGUGAACACUCCGAUGUUCGGGUCCUGGUCCGAGAUGCCCAAGAAGAUUCUCUCAAAAUCGUUGGACCAAGAGAUACCUCGGAAAAUGCACUUCGAGUCUCUUCAGGCAGUCAAAAUAAUUGGAUCGAAUAAUUCUAAGUUGAUUUCGUCUCCCUCAACCGGUUUCUACGACCUCGAGCAUCAUUCCCUGAAGAUAAUCGGCGAUCAAACGGUCUCUUUGCCUUGGAGUUUCGAGAAGAUCAUCGUUCAAGAUAGCGUAAAAAUUAACGGCGUGGUAAACGAUCUCGAUUUGAAUAAUGAGGUUCUCAGGACUGACUCGAGGAACAAUGUGAUCACUGGUAGAAUAAUCGUUGACACCUUGAAAGCAACCAACAUCGAUGGUCUCAAGUUUAACGAUUUCGCGAGGAAUACGUUGAGAGCCUCCAAUUACCAGGAGCUGGUGGUCAUCAAGGGAAAGAAGACGUUCAAGGACAUGAAAAUGAAGUCUCUGAAUCUGACCUCGACGAUCAGAGGAAAACACAUCGAGUCCUGUUUGCUGAAGCACUCGAACCAGACGAUAACAGGGAGGAAGGUGAUAAAAGGGAGAUUGGUAGCUCUCGGGAUUGUCACGGAGGGUCUGGUGAACGACGUGGACUUGACGAAACUCCUGGUCUAUCAGUUGAAGAAGAACUCCCCUCUGCAGGUGAUCGAAACCCCGAUCGUCCUCCAGAAUGGCUUGAACGUCCUGGGAAAUCUGACGAUCGACGGUUUGGUCCAGGGAGUCGAGCUGAGCGGUCUCGGGGAAGCCGAACUCUCGACCCUUCGUAUGCAGAAUUUAUUGGGGAAACUGUCGGAUUAUUCGCGUUUGGCUGAGGCCAUUGACCUCGCUCUGCAAGAUCGGGCCUUUUAUUUCGAUAAGUUGGAGAUGACCGAGGAGAACUCAACUCCGUUGAUCGAGGUUCUGGUUAAUGAGUCCGUGAGAUUCGAGGCGUUGGGGGAUUGUCAUGUUGACAAUUAUCUUCUGCAUUGCAAUAACACGGGGAUCUUCGAUUUCUCGGGGAUGUUCAAUGCGAGUGAAGUUCUGGAGCUCAAGGCAGGGGCUCUUGAUGGGAGUCCUCGCAUUGUGUGCGUCACCUCGGGGUCUCUUGGGGGAGUCUCUGUUUACUCGUUUGAUGAGGAGAAACUGGAGAUGACGAAGGAAGCGGAGAUUCAGAUUCCAGGUAUCGUGGGAGGGGCAGUGGCUACGUACAUGGGGUCCGUGUGGAUUGUCCUUGGGCUGCAAGAGAACAUGGUGGUACUGAGGUACCGGGGGCAGAGGGAGUUCCAGGAACACGUGAUUCCUGGGAGUGAACACUUCGCCUUGGGCUCUGGACUCAGCGAUGAGUUGCUGCUGUUCAGGAAUGAUGGGGUUUGGAGACUCGGUGGAGUCGUGGGGACGACGAGGGUCUUCAAGGCGAAUCUCAAGGGGGAGAUCGCGAUCUUUCAGCAUGCUGGGGAACAGUAUGUGCAACUGAGGGAUGGCAGUACAACGUCUUUGUUGAAGGCGCAUUAUGUUGGGAAUUAGUUUUUUUAAAAUGGUUUUGGUAUUCCGGAGGAACAGAAUAACCGUUUUUCGGCGCACUGUUCGUAAAACGUUGUUUUGCGGACACUUUGUGUCAGUCAAACGCCGUUCGCGGAUAUUGUGAAGAAAAAUUAUGUUCGUCACUAGGUCGAAAACAAUUUUUUUGACAAGUGUGAUUGCAGUCCUCGGCCGCGCCUCGGUUUGUAACAAUCACACUCGUUAGAAAAGUUUUUUUCGGCCUUGUAACGAAAGUAGCUAUUUCAUCAUACCAUCUGUAAAACGUUGUUUUGCGGAUACUUCGUGUCCAUCAAACGCCGUUUACAGACAUUUGGAAGAAAAAUUAUGUUCGUCACUCAGCCAGAAACAACUUUUUCAUCACGCUGUGACGAAAAGUGAACUUUUCG